Bathycoccus prasinos is the source of this 429-nucleotide messenger RNA. RefSeq lists its product with no specific name. Bases 1 to 429 code for a protein of 142 amino acids. The transcript has a single exon. Lineage: Eukaryota; Viridiplantae; Chlorophyta; Mamiellophyceae; Mamiellales; Bathycoccaceae. The record is from RefSeq and is a predicted model, not a curated record.
AUGUCGCGAGAGUUCCAGUUCGAGAACGACAAAUCGGUGUGCUGGAAAACAACCGUCCGACCAAACGUGCCGCUGAAGAUGCAUCGACACGACCGGUUUCGCGUCGUCGUCGCCUUACAAGGCGGCACAUUGAAGAAAACGGAAGAAAACGGCACGAAAACAGAUUUAGUAUUCGAGACUGGGAAAGCGUAUUACUUACCGCCAGACCCUCCGAACGAGUUACACGCGGACAUCAACGAAGGCGACGAGGACGUGGUCGUGAUGGUGUGUGAGUUUAAAAACGAAGGCGAACCGGCAAUAGGGGCGAAGACGUGUUCGUGCGGAUUAGGAGGGGAAUGCAGUUGCCCUAAGUUUACCGGGUUUAGAUUAGAAGGGAAUUUAGCACACGAGAACUGGCAACCGCCGACGACGAAACGAGAAGAAGGGUGA